AUGUCCUCAAGUAAAGUUUACUACGACUACUCCCUGUUUUCUAAUGGAACUUCCUUUAUGGAUGCUUACAACAAUUUCAACCAAGUUCCCAAUUUAAACUUUGUUGAAAAAUUAUGGGCUAGUUACUACUAUUACAUGAACAACGAUUUAUUUGCUACCGGGUUAUUAUUCUUUGUUACUCACGAAUUUUUUUAUUUCGGUAGAUGUUUACCAUGGGCUAUAAUUGAUAGGAUCCCAUAUUUCAGAAAAUGGAAGAUUCAAGAUGAAAAAAUCCCUAGUGAUCAAGAACAAUGGGAAUGUUUGAAACUGGUUUUAACUUCACAUUUUCUUGUUGAAGCGUUCCCCAUUUGGUUUUUCCACCCUUUGUGUCAAAAAAUUGGAAUUUCUUUUGAUGUGCCAUUUCCCAGUAUAAGCCAAAUGUUGUUGCAAUUGGCGGUGUUUUUCGUAUUGGAAGAUACUUGGCAUUAUUGGUUUCAUCGUGGGUUACAUUAUGGGGUUUUUUACAAAUAUAUUCACAAGCAACAUCAUAGAUAUGCUGCUCCCUUUGGGUUAGCUGCAGAAUAUGCUCAUCCAAUAGAAGUUGCCUUGUUGGGGUUGGGAACUGUUGGGAUCCCAAUCUUGUGGUGUAUUAUCACUGGCAAUUUACAUUUAUUUACAGUUUCAGUGUGGAUUGUAUUGAGAUUGUUUCAAGCAGUUGAUUCUCAUUCUGGAUACGAGUUCCCUUGGUCAUUACAUCACUUCUUGCCAUUUUGGGCAGGUGCUGAUCAUCAUGAUGAACAUCAUCAUUAUUUUAUUGGUGGAUAUUCAUCUAGUUUUAGAUGGUGGGAUUAUUUCUUGGAAACUGAAGCCGGUCCAAAGGGUAAAGCUGCAAGAGAAGCAAAGAUGAGAAAACAGGCUGAAAAAUUGCAGAAAAAGACCAUAUAA
Lodderomyces parapsilosis is the source of this 924-nucleotide messenger RNA. RefSeq names its product methylsterol monooxygenase (gene ERG25). Gene Ontology annotation, biological process: ergosterol biosynthetic process. Gene Ontology annotation, molecular function: C-4 methylsterol oxidase activity; iron ion binding. Bases 1 to 924 code for a protein of 307 amino acids. The record is from RefSeq and is a predicted model, not a curated record. The transcript has a single exon. Lineage: Eukaryota; Fungi; Ascomycota; Pichiomycetes; Serinales; Debaryomycetaceae.